Molecule: messenger RNA, 780 nt
Organism: Lactuca saligna
Lineage: Eukaryota; Viridiplantae; Streptophyta; Magnoliopsida; Asterales; Asteraceae
Source: the annotation of a GenBank genome assembly
AUGGUUGCGAUUGUGCAGGGGUUAGAAAUGGGUUCUUCAGACGAUGGUUACGACGACCCAUUUGCUGGAAUUUACGAGCCAUUUUCUGGGUUAAAUGAGAUGGAUUUUGAGCUGCAUGGGAUUUACAUGGAUCAUGAACCACGACAGGAGUUUGUAUCAAGGCUUGAUAAAUGUAAGGAUCAUUUUCUUAACAUUCUACUUUGUGAUGCGAACAUUAGAAAUGCAAGUAUGACUGAUGAGGUGAAAGAUCAAGUGGACCAUGAUAAUGAUUUGCAAAAUGAUGAGGCAGAGGAAGAAGUGACUAACAAAUACAGAAUACAUGAUCCAAAUUUUAGGUGGGAUAAGAUGGAACCUAAGUUAGGGGACGUGUUCGAAUCACCUGUACAACUGAAAUUUUGUGAGACAAACUAUGCAGUAAAUGGAGGGUACCAAAGAUACUUUCAAAAGAGUGACAAUAGAAGAAUUGUUGCAAGAUCUGGUAAGAGACAUGAAGAUAAUAAAUUCACUUUUAGACUUUAUGCAGCAUGGAUGUACAAUGACAGAACCUUUCAGGUUAAAGCAAUGAAUUAUGAGCAUCUUUGUUCUGGAGUGUUUAAAUUUGGGUCUAUUGUUACCCCGGAAAGGAUUGGAAGACACUAUGUUACUGAGAUAGCAAAUGAGCCCAAAAUUAAACUUAGGGAGAUGAUCAGUAACAUCAAACAAAGAUAUAGAUGUGUGGUAUCUAUAGGACAGGUUAGAAGGGCAAAACAGUGGGCAAAAGAACUGAUUGAGGGUAAAUAA